AAAUCAAAUAGAGAACAAAAAAAAAAUGAUUUUAAACAGAAUUGCAAUAAAUAGUCGGUCGAUAUGUAGAACUGCAAAAUAUUUAAGACCUAUUGGAAACAUCAGCCAAUCAAGUGAUGUCAAUAUUUUUGAUUUAUUUAAUACAAAAAGAUUGCAAAAAGAGCGAGCGGCUAAGAAGGAAGAUGUUGAAUUGUAUGACUAUAUAAAAGAAGAAAUUGGUUUCCGAUUGUCAGAUAGAUUAUUUGAUAUCAAGAAAGAGCUCAAAAAUGGUGUUGAUUUUGGAGGAGGAAGGGGAUAUCUAUCAAAAAAUAUUCUAGCUGAAACAUUACAAAAUCUUAAAAUUUAUGAUAUUAGUGAGACGAUGCUGAAUCAAACUCAAUCAACUCCGGGAGUUAAUAUUGAAAAAAAUGUUCUUAAAAGCGAAUAUCUGGAUUUGCCUGAGAAUAGCCAGGAUGUUGUAAUAUCUAAUCUUACAUUUCACUGGUUCAACGAUCUUCCAGGAAUUUUCAGAUCAAUUAAUUACUGCCUUAAGUCUGAUGGAGUUUUUCUUGCAUCAAUGUUUGGAGGAGAAACUUUAUAUGAACUAAGAUCAGCACUUCAUUUAGCAGAACAAGAGAGAAGAGGUGGUUUAUCACCGCACAUUUCGCCCUUUGCACAAAUCAGAGACAUAGGAGGGCUACUAAACAGUUCAGGAUUUACUAUGUUAACUAUUGAUACUGACGAGAUGGUUAUUGGAUAUCCUAGUAUGUUUGAACUUCUACAUGAUCUUAAGGGAAUGGCUGAAAAUAAUGCAGCAUUUAAUCGUCCAUUGACAUUAAGCAGAGAUGUUCUUCUUUCAUCAGCUGCAAUUUAUAAUGAAAUGUACAAAAAAACGAAUCCCGAAACAAAUGAGGUAGGUAUUCAAGCCACAUUUCAAGUCAUUUACUUCGUUGGAUGGAAGCCACAUGAAAGUCAACAAAAACCUGCUCAGCGAGGAUCAGCUACUGCAUCGUUGAAAGAUUUAGGUACAAUUAUGACUGGAGAAAAGAAAAGAAAGUAAGAGAAUUAAGUUAAUGAAUAAAUGAUCGUAGUCAGUUCUACAUUAUGUGUUAAGAGUAA
Messenger RNA from Chironomus riparius, 1098 nucleotides. The record is from the annotation of a GenBank genome assembly. Lineage: Eukaryota; Metazoa; Arthropoda; Insecta; Diptera; Chironomidae.